AGAAGAAUGCUAUAGAUAUCGGCUAAUCUGUAUAUAUAUAUGGCGGUUUCGCGGGUUCACAUUCAAUUCAAUGUUAUGGUGGUGAGGGUGUGGGAUAGAAAUUGUAUUGACGUGCCAGUUAUGGAUAUCACCUUACACACUCUUAUUGUAACUGCUGUGGCAUCAAAAGUAUAUUCAUUACCAGUACCAGAUCCAUAUUACAAUAACUUUGUGUAUCCUGAUGAAGAGUUCCAUGCGUAUGAUGAAGAUCAUAUAGCAAACCGACAGGCUGAUACAGAGAAUGGGUCAAGGUCAAAUGUGGUAGAACCACCAAGGCGCUAUGGGUAUCGUGCUUUUGAUCUAGCAUCAGAGGAUACUUCGCAUCGAAGAAUAUCUGUUGAUAACCCAACUGGAUCUCAAGCACGCCAUGAUCGCGGUUCUGUAACCCAUCCAUCUGCUGAUAGUACGAAAAAGUAUAUUUCAAUUGGAACAACGUUCGGUGGUAAAGUGUAUCAGCAGCACAAUCCAGAAAGCAGAGAAGAAUUGUUGCAAAGUGCUCAGACUAGAUAUUACUAUUAUUAUCCGUAUUUUCGUGUGAGACGUAUUUCUAGAAGAAGAUGGUCGCGACCCAGGCAUCCUUUGUCAAAUUACGAAGAUAGUUAUGAUAAAUUUCCUACUGUAGCGUAAGACAAUUAUAUUGAUCUAU
This is a messenger RNA of Acanthoscelides obtectus, 685 nucleotides long. Lineage: Eukaryota; Metazoa; Arthropoda; Insecta; Coleoptera; Chrysomelidae. The record is from the annotation of a GenBank genome assembly.